ACGCGCGCUGGCGCUGUGAGUCUCGUGCGUGAACACUAAAAAUCUCCUGAGCCGAAAACUGCCUCGUAUUUCGUGGAAAAUGCCUCUUGAAUUUGAAAUUGCUCCAGGAAGGAUGAUCGGAAACGAUCAUCCUUGUUUCAUUAUUGCUGAAAUUGGACAAAAUCACCAGGGAGAUAUCAACAUUGCGAAACAACUCAUCAAAGUAGCGAAGGAUGCUGGAGCAGACUGUGCCAAGUUCCAGAAGAGCGAGCUGGAUUUCAAAUUCAACCAGGCCGCCCUUGAGAAACCAUACACAUCAAAGCACUCCUGGGGCAAGACCUAUGGCGAGCACAAGAGGUUCUUAGAGUUCAGUCAUGAUCAGUACAGAGAGCUCCAGGCGUACUCCAAAGAGAUUGGCAUCUACUUCACAGCAUCGGGUAUGGACGAGAAAGCCGUUGAAUUUCUGGAUUCCAUCAACGUGCCUUUCUUCAAGGUCGGGUCAGGGGAUACCAAUAACUUGCCUUACAUUGAGAAGGUGGCUAAGAUGAAUAGAGCUAUGGUGGUAUCAUCUGGGAUGCAGUCCAUGGAAACCAUGACAAGGGUUUACGAGACAUGCAAGAAGUACAAUGAUAAAUUCUGUAUACUCCAGUGCACCAGUGCCUACCCUCUCCAUCCUGAAGACGUCCACCUCAGGAUUAUACAGGUAUUCCAAGAGGCUUUCCCUGACAUACCCAUUGGUUAUUCCGGUCACGAAGGGGGUCUCUCCAUCACCCUAGCAUCCGUUGCCUUGGGGGCAAAGGUCGUGGAGCGACACAUCACCAUGGACAAGUCAUGGAAGGGCAAUGACCAUGAAGCAUCCCUCGAUCCUGAGGAACUGGCUGAGCUUGUGAGAGAGAUCCGUAUCGUAGAGAGGUCACUGGGGUCAAGGGUCAAGGAGAUGAGAGAGUGCGAGCUGCCAACGUUCAACAAGCUUGGGAAGAGCGUUGUAGCUGCCAAAGACAUUCCAGCCGGUACCGUCAUCACGGAGGACAUGCUGACCGUCAAGGUAGCCGUACCCAAAGGCAUUCUUCCUGAAACCAUCUAUAACCUGUUGGGUAAACGUACGGCCAAAGCUCUUAGCUAUGACGACUCUGUGGAACAGGAUGCUAUAGUAUGGGACUAGACUCAUCAUCACAGUUUGUACUUAUCAAGGGUGCCAGUUUAUCAGGCUUUGACCUAAUUUAAUUCCCUAUCGUCUCUCAGAUCUAUGUACAUGUUUUUAGGCCCUCAUGCUUCAUCUAUGAAAAUAUGAAUGGCCUAACAUGUCUGAGAUUCUUUAUAGACUUGGGUAAAACCGACUGGCAUCCAUAACUUAUUUACAGCUCUGAUAUUCCCCCUAUUUAACCCCCUCCGUGCCAUAGGUAGCAAAUCCCGCCCACCGUUUCAUUUCAAUGCUGCAGCAAAACCUGCUCAGGCUAUUACAACAAAAUCAAGUGUUUUCUUCCUGCACCGAACAGUGGUACAUACACAGAGAAUAUCAUUCCCAUGGAUCUUCUUUCAUGUUGAAUUUAAUAAAAACCAAAAAUUAAAAUUGAUAUUUUACUAAUGAAAGUUGAUUUAUGAUAAUUGGCACAGAAUGGGUUAAGGGUGUAGAGACAGAGUAGAAAUGUAUCUUCAGUGAACCAGUACUUUUAGAUUUGAACCUUGACUGCCUUCGCAUUUUUACAUCAUUCUAAUUUAAUUUCAUUACAAUGAAAUACAAAUAUGAGCAGGAAACGGAACGUAUUUCAUGUAAAUGAAUUUGUUGAGCCCACUUUGCCUUUCAUUUUAAAUCUCAUCACAAUGAUUUUAUCAACAAGUAGAUACAGAAUUGCUCAAUAUAAUCAUUGAUUUUUGUAAUUUUAGGUUUUUACAUUUGUAUCGUUUUUCCAUAGCAACAGGUGCUUAGUGCAUGAAAAGAAGAAUAAUUUGUUCUACCCUUAUGGUUAUUUAACUUUGUGUUUGUUAUAUGUUUAUUUACUAGCACUAAAAGGUUACAUAUGAGACUUAGCAUGUCUUUUGUUAACUCUCUGCAAGUUUUAUUUAAGAUAUAAAGUUUGAGCUUUACUCUGGUAUUUAAUUAGCUGAACUUAAGUUGUUUUUUUUCUUUUGCAAUACGUGCCUGAUACUUCAAAGUUUCUAAUGUCAAUUACUGCUACUGGAAUAUCUUGUACAGUGCAUUUGAAUGUGGAUGCUAGUUAUAGAUUAGACAUUUUUGUUUUGUUUUGUUUCAUGUCUUUAAAAUGAAAAGUGAGUGUGUAGAUUUAUCAAUUACACCCUAAAUGAAUUCAGUUCUUCGUUUAGGCAGCUGAACAAACAUUUUCAUCACAUUAUGACAUCGAAAGUGUGUCACUCAUUGAUGAAUUAUUGAGAGCAGGAUUUGUGCGAUGCUUGAUAUUUGCACCGUGUCUAUUUGACAGAUUCAACUUCAAUUUUGUUUAAGGAGAAACCCACCAUUUUGCCUUUUUUCGAUUGAUUUUUAUGAAAGCUGGGUAAGAUUUUAUUCUAGCUUGAUAUUUGCAUAUUAUAUCGGACAUUCCUUGUAUGUAGAAAUCUAGGUAGGUUUUUUUUCUAAUUAUUUUGAAUCAUGUUGAUUGUCUAGAUAUCAAUAUAGAUAUAUCUUAUCAUUAUUUGUUGAGAAUAUUUGCAUGAAUUUUUGUUGUGAUUUAAUCAAUUCAUUGUGUUAAACAUGAUGGUGCAUCCAAGAUGAUUGAAUAAAUUUCUAAAUUAAAUUAAA
This is a messenger RNA of Strongylocentrotus purpuratus (purple sea urchin), 2734 nucleotides long. RefSeq names its product sialic acid synthase (gene nans). NCBI's taxonomy places the organism in Eukaryota, Metazoa, Echinodermata, Echinoidea, Camarodonta, Strongylocentrotidae. The record is from RefSeq and is a predicted model, not a curated record. The transcript is spliced from 7 exons. Bases 80 to 1141 code for a protein of 353 amino acids. Gene Ontology annotation, biological process: carbohydrate biosynthetic process. Gene Ontology annotation, molecular function: N-acylneuraminate-9-phosphate synthase activity.